AUGACAGCCAAGCCUCCCAAACCCGCAAUUCUACUCGUACAGGGAUCGUUUCAGCUUCCGGAGGCUUACGGCAAGCUAGCCUCCGCCCUUCGCUCCCGCGGGUUUCUCGUCGUCCAGCCCCGGCUUCCUAGUUUGACAGACCACGACUCUCCCGACUUUGCAAAGCAAGAUCUCUCCGACGAUUCGCGUGCCAUUGAAGCCGAAGCGAAGCGUCUCGUCGUUGACGAGGGCGAGAAUGUCAUGGUCGUAAUGCACUCCUACGGCGGGCUCGCCGGGAGCGACGCAAUUCCCCAAGACUUGAGCUUGCAGAGCCGCCGCCGGGCUGGCCUUAUUGCCUUUUAA
Molecule: messenger RNA, 342 nt
Organism: Diaporthe citri
Lineage: Eukaryota; Fungi; Ascomycota; Sordariomycetes; Diaporthales; Diaporthaceae
Exons: 2
Coding region: 1-342 (113 amino acids)
Source: RefSeq, a predicted model, not a curated record